Molecule: messenger RNA, 1304 nt
Organism: Rubroshorea leprosula
Lineage: Eukaryota; Viridiplantae; Streptophyta; Magnoliopsida; Malvales; Dipterocarpaceae
Source: the annotation of a GenBank genome assembly
UUAGACUGGGGCUUCUCUUCUAAAAUGCGCCAGAUGUUAAUGCACCAGAUGUUGCCGGUGAUCCUCCUCGUGUUACUGACGGCGUCUCAAGUCAUUUGCUGGCGCCCAUGGCCUCAUCUCAAGCCCAACAGCUCCGAUUUAAUCUUCGGUGGCUCCAAGAAAUUCGAGGGGUCAUCGGAGUUUGUUCACAUGAAGUACCACAUGGGGCCAGUUCUCACCGCCAACAUCACGGUCCACACAAUCUGGUACGGGACCUGGCAGCCGGCCCAAAAGAGGAUCAUCCGCGAGUUCAUUAACUCAAUCUCCGCCGUCGACUCAAAGCAUCCGUCAGUCGCCGGCUGGUGGAAGACCGUACAGCUCUACACGGACCAAACCGGCGCAAACAUCUCCCGGUCGGUGCGUUUGGGUAAGGAGAAGAACGACCGGUUCUACUCUCAUGGGAAAUCGCUCACGCGCCUAUCAAUACAGUCCGUGAUAAAGAGCGCGGUCACGGCGAGAACAAAGCCGCUGCCCACAAACCCGAAAAGUGGGCUUUACCUGUUACUCACAUCCGCCGACGUGUACGUCCAGGAUUUCUGCGGCCAGGUUUGUGGGUUCCACUAUUUCACAUUCCCGUCCAUCGUGGGGUACACGCUCCCGUACGCGUGGGUGGGUAACUCUGCGAAACUCUGUCCCGGGGUUUGCGCCUAUCCAUUCGCCGUACCGGAGUACGUCCCGGGUUUAAAGCCGCUGAAGUCACCGAACGCCGACGCGGGGGUGGACGGGAUGAUAAGCGUGAUCGGGCACGAGAUUGCGGAGCUGGCGACGAACCCAUUGGUGAACGCGUGGUACGCCGGACAGGAUCCGGUGGCUCCGGUGGAAAUAGCGGAUUUGUGCGAGGGCAUAUACGGAACUGGAGGCGGAGGGUCGUACACGGGGCAGCUUUUGAACGACAGGGAUGGCGCCACGUAUAACAUGAACGGGAUCAGACGGCGGUACUUGGUUCAAUGGGUGUGGAACCAUGUGGUGAAUUACUGUACUGGACCGAACGCACUGGAUCAGUAGUUUUUUUUUUAAUUACAUUUUGGAUUUUUGCUGUGUUUGGGUUUAUGGGUUUUGGGUAUGGGGUUUUGUGGUGGCUGUUGAUGCAAAAUUAGUGAAGGCAGGUAAAGUUUGUUAAUGUGGAUUUUGUAAUAAUUAACUAUUAUUACUAUUCGUAUUUUUGUAAACCCCAUUCUGAUUUCCCGCCUUAUUUUCAUAAUUUUAUUUUUAAUUUUUAAGGCAACUGGAUCCUUUGUUGCUUUUAAGAAAGGGGUGGGACCAAG